CUCACGCCCCCUCUGGAAGGCUGCGGCCGCGCCGCGCCGCGGAGAGGCAAAGGCCGGCGGGCGGAGCGACUGCCCCGGGCCCGCCCCGCCCCUCGACACCGGGAAAAGCUCAAGCGUGGCAGGGCCGGGGCGAGCGAAGGGGGCGGAUCUCCAUAGAAACAUCCACCUGUUUCCGGCCCAGACUCGGCGAGAUUAGGGGCUGCUGCGGGGGCCAAUCUCAGCCAGCUCGCUUCUUCCCAGCGGCCUCUGCGGGCGCGGUGGGUGUUGUACACAAUCAUCAUGGCGGCGGCCGGGGCCCCGGAUGGCGUGGAGGAGCCCGGCAUGGACACGGAGGCCGAGAGCGUGGCCGCCGAGGCGUCCGCGCGGCCCCUCAGCUGCGUGGAGGCCGAGGCCGCGGCGGGGGCGGCGGCGGCGGCCGCCGAGGACUCGUGCGAGGCGCGAGGCCGUCUGCAGCCCGCCCCGGCCCAGCCCCCCGGGGACCCUGCGGCGCAGGCCUCGGUCAGCAACGGCGAGGACGCGGGCGGCGGCGCGGGUAGGGAGCUGGUGGACCUCAAGAUCAUCUGGAACAAGACCAAGCACGACGUGAAGGUCCCCUUGGACAGCACCGGCUCCGAGCUGAAGCAGAAGAUCCACUCGAUCACAGGUCUCCCGCCUGCCAUGCAGAAGGUCAUGUAUAAGGGACUUGUCCCUGAAGAUAAGACAUUGAGAGAAAUAAAAGUGACCAGUGGAGCCAAGAUCAUGGUGGUUGGCUCCACCAUAAAUGAUGUUUUAGCAGUGAACACACCCAAAGAUGCUGCUCAGCAGGAUGCAAAGGCCGAAGAGAACAAGAAGGAGCCUCUCUGCAGGCAGAAACAACACAGGAAAGUGUUGGAUAAAGGAAAACCCGAGGAUGUGAUGCCUUCUGUGAAGGGUGCCCAGGAGCGCCUGCCAACAGUGCCCUUGUCUGGCAUGUACAAUAAGUCUGGAGGAAAAGUGAGACUCACCUUUAAGCUAGAACAAGACCAGCUGUGGAUCGGCACUAAAGAGCGCACUGAGAAGUUGCCCAUGGGCUCCAUUAAGAACGUGGUGAGUGAACCCAUCGAAGGGCACGAGGACUACCACAUGAUGGCAUUUCAAUUGGGCCCCACGGAAGCCUCUUACUACUGGGUGUACUGGGUUCCAACUCAAUAUGUGGAUGCAAUCAAGGACACUGUGCUGGGAAAAUGGCAGUAUUUUUGAAAGCACUUUCACCUCUGGCCCAGGAGACUGACCCAAAGUGAAGGACAUUGCCGGGAGAGGCCUGCAGCACCCCUGGAUUUCCGAGUUCUGGAACUUUGUUCACAAAACUCAUCUGUUCAAUCUGAGGCGAUGUGCUGACUGAAGCCAGAGGUGAUGUACUUUCACCAUAGCUUAAUUUUAACUUAAAAUCACCGGUUCCUUUUCUUGCAGUCAGCUUCAGAGCAUUUUUAAAGUCCAUAUGGUGGAAAUCAAUAAAUCUGAAUUCCGAACA
Messenger RNA from Dipodomys spectabilis (banner-tailed kangaroo rat), 1489 nucleotides. RefSeq names its product ubiquitin family domain containing 1 (gene Ubfd1). The record is from RefSeq and is a predicted model, not a curated record. Gene Ontology annotation, molecular function: cadherin binding; RNA binding. The coding region runs from base 280 to 1218 and encodes 312 amino acids. The transcript has 7 exons. NCBI's taxonomy places the organism in Eukaryota, Metazoa, Chordata, Mammalia, Rodentia, Heteromyidae.